This is a messenger RNA of Canis lupus familiaris (dog), 2453 nucleotides long. It is a transcript of the gene TNFRSF13B, whose product is annotated as TNF receptor superfamily member 13B. The transcript has 7 exons. The coding region runs from base 276 to 1067 and encodes 263 amino acids. NCBI's taxonomy places the organism in Eukaryota, Metazoa, Chordata, Mammalia, Carnivora, Canidae. The record is from RefSeq and is a predicted model, not a curated record. Gene Ontology annotation, cellular component: plasma membrane.
AAUAAUAAACGUCCUGAGUAAUGCGUGGCUUGGGCCAGAGCAGGCGAGGCAGCCGGACUCGGACGGGCCAGGAGGAGUGGAAUGCAGAUGGUGGUGGAGGAGUGGGGAGCAGAUACGGUGCCCUCCGGUCCGUUGGGUGUCUGCCGUCAGGCCAGUUGGGAACUAUGUCCCGUCAGAUCUCACAGCUCGGUGGCUUCCGAUCAUUAAUGUCUUGGAAGCUCUCCAUGUCUACAUUGGAAGCCCAGAAAAUAUAAAAAGCUCCACAGGGCCUGCGGAUGGGGAUGGCCAUGGAGCCCUGCCCUGAAGAACAGUACUGGGAUCCCCUGCUGAACAUGUGCCUCUCUUGCAAACCCAUCUGCAGCCAUCAGAUUCCUCGUACCUGUGCAGCAUUCUGCAAGUCACUCAGUUGCCGCAAGGAGGAAGGCAGCUACUAUGACCAGCUCCUGAGGAACUGCAUCAGCUGUGCCUCCAUCUGCGGACGUCACCCCAAGCAAUGCACAUAUUUCUGUGAGAACAAGUUCAGGAGCCACGUGAACCUCCCACCAGAGCUCAGGAGACAGCGACCUGGGGAAGCUGAAACCAGGUCAGACAACUUGGGAAGGUACCAGGGAACAGAGCACAGAGGCUCGGAGGCAGGGCUGAAGCUGAGCACCGAACAGUUGGCCCUGGUCUACAGCACUCUGGGGCUCUGCCUCUGUGCCAUCAUCUGCUGCUUCAUCCUGGCGGUGGCCUGCUUCCUCAAGAGGAGAGGGGACCAAUUCUCUUGCCAGCCCUCACCAGCACCAUGCCGGACCCAGGCCAAGUCCUCCAAGGAUCACUGGAUGGAAGCGGGGAGCGCCACGGGCGCGUCGCCGCCAGAGCCGGUGGAGACGUGCAGCUUCUGCUUCCCGGAGCGCAGGCAGCCCACCCAGGAGAGCGCGGGCGCGCCCGGGACCCCCGACACGGCGCCCUCGGGCCGGCGCGGGCUCCUCGGCCUCAGCGCCCCCGCUCGGCCCUGCGCGCGCGCCCCGGACCGCGGCCUCGAGGUCCUGUGCGCCCCCGCCCAGGAGGGAGGCCCCGCUGCCUGACGACGCGGGCAGGGUCACCACCCCUGCAUACCUGCAGUGAAGUCAUCCUUGCCUGCCGGACUCAGCCCCCAGGAGCCCUUCCUUAGAAAUAAAACCUUCUCGGGCUGCCCACUCCUCCCUAUCCCUGCUUUCGGUCGUGUCUCCCCUGCGGUGACUCUGGAGGUCCCACCUCUCCCGCUCGCCUCCCUGGGCUCAAGGCUCCACCGCAGCGCAGCCGCCUGGUUUCCGAAGACCUGCGAGUUGACGGUCCCCACCAGGCUCAGGACCCGCCGAGCUCGGUGACCGGUGCCGGUGGGAGGCAGCGAGCACACACGGGACUCUGCUGUGCGCUUUCUUUUAAGAGGGAAAGCCAAAGGAUGGAGCGAAGCCAGUGUGCCUCUACAGGAGGGCUGGGCACACCUGCAUUUCUUUUCUGAAACAAAGUCCCCACUGUGCCUCCUUAGGCAUGGUGAAGCAUGGUGCAACGUGUGUGUGUGUGUGUGUGCAUCUGUGUGUGUGUGUGUGUGUAGUGGGCUAGGGGUGGACAGGAAGGUGCAGGCUGAGCCCAGGGCGCCAAGCUGCUCUGAGCCCGAGGCUCUUUGCCUGCCCCCCUCCCCAGGAGCCUUCUCAUUUGCAGGCACCUUUGGCCUCACCUAGCUACCAACCUGCACGUCUCAUGGCUUAAUAUUCUUUAUAUUAACUCCCCUUUUCUUCUAGCCCUACUUUAAUCUCAUGCUGAAUUUUAUAAGUGAUAACACUAAGAAUAUCUGAGCAUCCACACAUUUUCAAUGUUACCUAUAUUUUCUAUUUGUAGUAGCAUUGAAAUCUAUAUUUCAGUGGCACUGAAAAUGCAUAAUGAUUCUUAGAAGCAUUUACACAGUAAGAGAAAUACACAAUUGUGUAAAUUAAAAUGAUUCAUCCUGUGCCACCCAACAUUACCUUGCACAGCUACGUGCACCAGAGGUUCACAUAACACACUUUGGGAGGUGUAGACAGGGUGCCUGAUGCUCCAUCUGUCCACCCUCCAAGGGCUAACAGGCUGUCCCGGCUUCCUGAGGCAGCUGUAACAAAGUAGCACACACUGGGUAGUCUAAAGGCGAAAGUCGCUGUUCCCCACUUCUCCAGGUGUGCCAUCUGGAAUCAAGGUGCCAGCAGGAGCUGCUUCCUUCUGAAGGCCGCAAGGGAACCAUCUGUUCAGGGCCACUAUGCUUGGCCUGCAUCUUCCUCUCUGUGUCUAGAGUCAAAUUCUAUCCUUUGUACAAGGACACCAGUCAUAUGGGAUUAGGGCUCACCCCCACCCCUCAUUUAACUUGAUCACCUCAAGAUUCUAAGUCCAAAUAAGGUCACAUUCUGGGGAACUGAGGGUUAGGGCUUUAACACAUGAACUGCCGGGGGGGGGGGGGGGGG